Molecule: messenger RNA, 2496 nt
Organism: Lemur catta (Ring-tailed lemur)
Lineage: Eukaryota; Metazoa; Chordata; Mammalia; Primates; Lemuridae
Gene: RAB5A
Product: RAB5A, member RAS oncogene family
Exons: 6
Coding region: 516-1163 (215 amino acids)
Molecular function (GO): GTP binding; GTPase activity
Source: RefSeq, a predicted model, not a curated record
GACGAAGGGGCGUAAUUCGCUGCGUGCGGCGACGUGGCGGCGGGGUCGGCGCCGGGCAGCGGAAGUGGCUCCGGCGCUGGGACUUGAGUGUUUGUGUUUUGGUUAGCGAAGGCGCCGGCGGCCGGCCUGAGGGGAGGAGGCAGAGGAGGGAGGAGGAGGAAGAAUUAGUCGGAACUCGAGCGCGGGCGGCGGCGGAGGAGGAGAUAGGAAAGAAGAAGGCGGAGCGGCGGGAGGCGGAGACGGAUCCCGACAGGGGCGGCACCGAGGCACGAGUCCCGCACAGUCCAGCGUGAGGGGAGCGGCGCGAGGAGGAGACACCGCCGCUGCCACCGACACAGACUCACUCCAGUCUUUCGGGCCCCCACGCUGGGCCUUGCUGCCAGGAAGCUUCUGCCCCACGGCUCAGCUUGCUUCGGUCGCAGGUUUCUUUACCUCCAGAAAGAAAAAAAUUGACCCCUUGCAUCCUGGAAGAUCAUUUAAGAAUCUGAAAUUAGGGACUACUUUCAAAUUUGGACAUGGCUAAUCGAGGUGCAACAAGACCCAACGGGCCAAAUACUGGAAAUAAAAUAUGCCAGUUCAAACUAGUACUUCUGGGAGAGUCUGCUGUUGGUAAAUCAAGCCUAGUGCUUCGUUUUGUGAAAGGCCAAUUUCAUGAAUUUCAAGAAAGUACCAUUGGGGCUGCUUUUCUAACCCAAACUGUGUGUCUUGAUGACACUACAGUAAAAUUUGAAAUAUGGGAUACAGCUGGUCAAGAACGAUACCAUAGCCUAGCACCAAUGUACUACAGAGGAGCACAAGCAGCCAUAGUUGUAUAUGAUAUCACAAAUGAGGAGUCCUUUGCAAGAGCAAAAAAUUGGGUUAAAGAACUUCAGAGGCAAGCAAGUCCUAACAUUGUAAUAGCUUUAUCAGGAAACAAGGCUGACCUAGCAAAUAAAAGAGCUGUAGAUUUCCAGGAAGCACAGUCCUAUGCAGAUGAUAACAGUUUAUUAUUCAUGGAGACAUCUGCCAAAACAUCAAUGAAUGUGAACGAAAUAUUCAUGGCAAUAGCUAAAAAGUUGCCAAAGAAUGAACCACAGAAUCCGGGAGCAAAUUCUGCCAGAGGAAGAGGAGUAGACCUUACUGAACCCACACAACCAACCAGGAGUCAGUGUUGUAGUAACUAAAUCUCCAGUUUGAACUAGCUGGAAUAUUCUUCUGCUUCCUAAAUGUUAAUAACAGUGGAAUUGGAGCAUUUAACCAGCCCAGUAUGACUUCCAAAAAGAAGAGACUUACGAUAGAGUCGAGUUUCUAAUACAGAAUUAUUUUAAGUGUUUUGAACUUAAUUUUUAAUAACAUGCAUGUGUCCCUCUGACUAAUGUUUCAGCAAUAGAAAGGGAAAAUGAGAACUAUAUGUACACUUGUUUCAUUGGAAGGUUGGGGGAAUCAUUCCUCAUCACUAGGAAUAUAGACAAAUGGUUAACCAUCCAGUUUCUCCACACUAGUACAGUAGUCAACUAUGAAAAAGAUUUGCAACUUAUUAAUCUGGGAUUUUCAAAAAUUCAUUUUUUAGAAAGAGAUUCUAAAGACAUUUAUGCUUAGCUACAGUAUUCAGGCAAGUCAUAAUUUCUCAUGGUAUCUUAUAUUUAAAGUGUACAUUCCACAUUUUAAUAAAUUUAGUGAUAGGAAAACAGUCCCACAUCUCCAGGGGGAAAAAAAUGAACAUUAGUGGCACCUAAAAUAAUAGCCAGUCCUGCUGUUUUUUAAAUGGGGUAAAAAAGUCAAAUGUAACCCCACCUUGUUUUAGGAAUGUGAAAACUGAUAAAUGCAUCUUAAUGGAUAGUGUUCCCUUCACACGUGUGAGCUCUUCAACAAAAAUGAAACAAACCAGGUGUCUGUGAUUUCUAUUUAAUCACUGCUGGCCAUUACAUAGGUUUUGUUGUUUGGGGGCAGGGAGGGGGCUUUUGUUCCCUUUUGACAUAAUAUAGUCAAUGCACUAACAAUUAUGUAUACUCAAACUUGAUUAUUUUAAAUUUGAUCUUCAGCUGUACUGUAAAUAGGGUACUCCAUUGUAGUCUCCAUAUAUGUAUUACUUUACUGUAAUAUUUAAGAGUUGCUUAAAAGUAUACAAAAUGUACAGUUACUAAAACAGCUAAUUCUUUCUUUCUUUCCCCCCUUUGAACGGAAGGGGAUUCAGUUCUUAACAUGGUUAGAACCAUAAUAAACAAUGUACCCGUAAUUUGUAACAUAAGUAUUGCAAUAUGUUAGUAACAAUCUUGCAGCCUUGUUUUCCAAAGUUCAUUUUAUUUUGAUUGGUUCAGUAUAUUGCACUAAUUAUUUUAGGUAUUUUCAUUAUAUGAAAUCGACCAUGUGUCAGAGAUGAUUUAAUCUAUUUAAGUGUUGGACUGCUAGGAGAACUUGUACAUUUAUGAUAAUGCAGAAUUAGUAAGGAAAACGGUUCACCAGUGUUUAGUUUUAUAUUGAGGUGCUCAGGUUGGAAUAAAGUGGUAUAAAAAGCAA